Molecule: messenger RNA, 1155 nt
Organism: Sinocyclocheilus rhinocerous
Lineage: Eukaryota; Metazoa; Chordata; Actinopteri; Cypriniformes; Cyprinidae
Product: claudin-22-like
Exons: 1
Coding region: 58-720 (220 amino acids)
Cellular component (GO): bicellular tight junction; membrane
Molecular function (GO): structural molecule activity
Source: RefSeq, a predicted model, not a curated record
GUCAGCAGCUGUACUGACUAGUAGAGCGAGAGGAGGAGGAGGAGGAGAGCUGUGGUCAUGGACUCUGGAUUAUGGACUCUGGAGCUGCUAGGUGUGUUUUUCUCGCUGACCGCCUGCUUGUGUUCGCUGGUCACCCUCAUGAUGCCGCGGUGGCUCACGCUCUCCACCGAGCUCCUGCCCACCGAGAGCUUCCAGCUGGGACUGUGGGAAACCUGCGUGGUUCAGGAUCUCGGGGUGACCGAGUGCCGGCCGUACGACAGUCUGCUGGGUCUCCCGUCGGACAUCCGGCUGGCCCGAAUCCUGAUGUGCGCCACGCUGGGGACGGGUUUAAUCGGUCUGUUAUUCGCCAUCCCCGGCAUCUACCUGGUGAACAGCUGCAGACGCACGGAGAGCUUUGAAGCCAAAAGGACCUUGAAGAUGCUCGGCGGGAUCUUCAGCGUCGUCACGGGCGUCCUCGGUCUCGUGCCCGUCUCGUAUGUGGCGCAUCUGACGGUCCUGCGGUUCUUCGACGAGAGCGUGCCAAGCGUGGUUCCUCGCUGGGAGUUCGGAGAUGCGCUUUUCUUCGGCUGGACGGCGGGGGGGUUGCAUUUGGCGGCUGGUUUCUUGUUGGUCAUUUCGUGCUUGUUUUUGCAAGACGAAACAUUUUCGCUUCACCAAUCUAUAGCGCUAAACAGAGCUCGUCCAGAACAAUCUCCACGCAGGAGGACAGAAUAUGUGUGAGAUUAUUGAUAAACACAGUUUUGCUUCUACUAAUGUUUUGCGUUUUGCACCGAAAUGAUCAGAUAUAUUCAAAGACUGUAAAUAUAAUGCUGCUGUUUAGACUUCAUUUUGAUUACAAAUCAUUUUUGUGAAUCAUUUUAUAAGCUCAAACCCAAAUCUGCACGUGAAUGUGAUUCUAAUGAAAACACACACUUCAGUUUACUAAUUGUGAAAAUUAUGCAAACUUUCUGAGAAAGUGCAACUUUUAUGACUACGAGGUCAUUUAUGAGAGACAAUUUUAUGCUAAUUAUCCAAAUGUUACUGGAAAACCAGAUGCAAGUGCGUUUUUAUAUUUAAACAGAGAGUGAUUGAAUGAGAGAAAGAUGUUAUUAUUUUACCUUGCGUUCUCUGAAAUGUCCAAAAGUUGUACCAAAGUUGAUGAUCAGUCAAUAAAUC